Messenger RNA from Terrapene triunguis (Three-toed box turtle), 2316 nucleotides. It is a transcript of the gene CLEC14A, whose product is annotated as C-type lectin domain containing 14A. Gene Ontology annotation, molecular function: extracellular matrix binding; extracellular matrix protein binding. The coding region runs from base 132 to 1427 and encodes 431 amino acids. NCBI's taxonomy places the organism in Eukaryota, Metazoa, Chordata, Testudines, Emydidae. The record is from RefSeq and is a predicted model, not a curated record. Gene Ontology annotation, biological process: cell migration. The transcript has a single exon. Gene Ontology annotation, cellular component: external side of plasma membrane; extracellular matrix.
GACAUUCUUGGGAGCUGCAAGGAGAAAUAGUUGAGCUUGGUUCCAGUUUGAGGGAACAGAGGGGUUCCAGCUUGGUCUGGGAGUGCCAAAAAAGAAUCCAGCCCUCCCCCACUUCACAGAGGGAAGAGAAGAUGCGAGGAGCGAUUCCCCUGUGCGUCCUUCUGCACGCCAGCUCUGUGCUGUGCGGUGCUGAGCAGCCCCGGGGCAACCACACUUGGUGCGAAGGCUCUGGCGCCUGCUACAGUGUCCACCUCGCCCAAGUGCCCUUCGGCAGAGCCCAGAAGGCCUGCGCUGUGCGCGGGGGAGCGCUGAGCACGGCCAGCGGGGAGGCAGAGGUGCGGACCAUCCUCGCCCUGCUGAGAGUGGUUGCAGCCGAGCCCGGCUCCUGGAUGUUCUGGCUCGGGCUGGUCAGGAGAGCGCAGCAAUGCACCCACAUGGACUGGCCGCUGCGGGGCUUCUCCUGGCUGGCGGGCCCCCAGCAGGCGCCCCAGGGAGAGCCCAAGGAGCUGGACAAGUGGGUGAAAGAGCCGAGCAAGUCGUGCAUCACCCUGCGGUGCGCGGGGCUGCAGGUCACUGCGGGGCGCCAGGACCUGGAGCCCUGGGGUUGGAAGGAGCUGACCUGCAAGGACACCACCACCCAAGGCUAUGUGUGUAAGUACCAGUACAACGGCACCUGUCCCGCUCCGCGGCCCCAGGGCGCCCGCAGCCUCCUCUACUCGCUCCCUUACCAGCUGCACAGCGCCGCCCUGGACUUCAGCCCCCCGGGCACUGAGCUCGUGGUGGCCUGUCCCGGGCCCCGGGGAGACGUGCGGCUGCUCUGCGAGCUGGGGCAGGGCGGCUACAACUGGACGGGCGCUGGGGAGCAGCUGUGCCCUUGCCCCUCCGGGUACCAGAGCCCCAGCACUGGAGCCUGCAUGGAGCCCAGAGACUGCACCAGCGCCCAGGGCGCUUUCCUCUGCGUGUGCGCCCGGGGCUUCCUCCUGGGGGCCGACAAGAAAUCCUGUGAGCGCCCCGGGCACAUCGGGGGCUCGGCCACAGCGGCACCCGACCCGACCCUGUCUGCGGGGGGGACUGUCCCCAGCAGCAGCUCGGGUGCGCCUUCCCCCCCCUACAGCUCUCAGCCAAGCACAGCUGGGGAGGUACAGUCCUCGUCCUCCCCCACGUAUGUCUUCAUCCUGGUCGCCAUGGCUGUGGUGACGGUGGUGAUCCUGGUCGGGGCUGUGCUGGUGGUCUUCAAACUCUGCUUCACUAAGAGCCCCUCCUCGGCUAGCGGGGCCGGCCAGGAGCCGGCUCCAGCAGCAGCCGCAGAGAGUGAUCCAGAGGCCGACACCACAAGUUCCGAGAAUUCCUUGGAGGCCCGGGGAGACACGGCAGAGAGAUUGCAGGGCGAGCCCAGCCCAGAGAAGGAAGCUCCACUCGGGAAUUAAGAACCUCUAGGGCACCAUGGACCAUGGAAGCUUAAUUUGAAAUGAACCAGCCGUGAGUUUCCUUUCGUGUGAGUGACCCCAGGCUGAGCUGGCAGCUCCCACCCAUUUGGAGGGAGGCUUCUUCGUGUCAAGGCAUCUCUCUGGAGAGGAAGGAUUUGGCGAUGUUUCAAUGAAACCCUGAACAUCGCAUCGCCUGGUUUUGUUGUUUUUUUACACGUAUUCAUGUAAAUUGCCACCGGGCUUGGCAGACGUGCCCAUGACAAUGCCCCGACAAAGGAAGGGUCUGGCUGGGAUCUCUGCAACACAGGGCUUGAUGUGGCCUUUAAUGCAUUUAUGCUUUAUGGCCAAAAUGGUCAGACUUGGGUGCUGAAAGUUAGGCACUUAAGCGGCUUGUUUUUCAGGGGUUCCGAGCACCUGCAGCUUCUGGUAAUUUCCCUGGGAAUUUUUAAUCACAUUCUGAAAAGCAGGUCACUUAUUUAGGUGCAUACUUAAAUAAAAUAUAGAGGAUGGGGCCUGAGUUUCAGAAGGGCUGAUCACCAGCACCUCCUGUUGACUUCAACUGGAGUUUGGGUUCUUAGCAUCUCCGGGAAGCAACCAAGUUUGAAAAUGUUGACCAAGGUGCCUUACAAGUUGUAAAUUAUCCCUUGAUGUAGAAUAUUUGAGUGGUACUUGGGGGCUUUAAUUUUAUUUUUAAUUGUUGUUUGAACAUUUGGAGAUAUACACGUCCAUAAUUUUGGAGGAAACUCAGAUCCAAACACUGUUUAGCCAGACUUUUUUUUUUUAAUGUUCAGUUCAUUGCUGUAUUUGGAAAAUCAUUAAAUUGCAGAUGGGGAGAUAGGCUAACGGGGAGUUAAUUUUGUAUCAGUCCAUGGAAGAAAAAUAAAGGAUG